AUUUUUUCUUGUGGGCUCCGUUGCGCAAUGGCCCGCCACGACAUUUUCGAUGGAGAGCCAACUGUCAAACAGGGGGCGUCCAUUGCCAUGAUUGCCCGCGUUGGUUAUGGCUUCCUUCGACGCUUUUGAGCGUGGAUUUGCAAAAGCAAGCUUGGCUCAGGACUCUUCCGUUGGCGGGUUGCCGGGCAACAUGUGUGGAGGUUGCCGUGGAAGAGUGAAGGAUGGUGUUGGGGUGCCCUUUACGAAUUUGCUUCAGCUUUUGCCAAACAAGGAAUGGGUGCCAUUCGGCCACGAGGCUUUGUCGGUCGAGAGUGGUGCUUUUGGAACUCGAAAUCCGAACGUGCAGUUCUACUUGAAACCUUCGUUGAUGCCCAUUUGUGGGUCAGUGGACCUCAAGACUCAUGUCCUCUACCAAAAGGACUUGGCUUUUCUCAAGAAGGAUGGGCAACACGAAGUGAGGAUCAACAAAGAGAUCUCCAGCAUUUGGACUGCCAAAGAGCUGCUGAACUUCGCCCACGCGCGCUCGACCGAGUUCGACUUGGCCAACGUCGUCACCGUGCUGCACCGAAUCGCCAAGUCCGCCGACCGUUGGCAGAUGAAACGGGACGCAAGGCUUGGGAAGAUUGUGGCUCAAGCAGUGGAUGUGCUUGGAGAAGAUGGGCGGACAACACCUCGCGACAUAGCAAAGACUCAGUGGGCCAUAGGACGCUUGCACGCACAAGAUGCCCCAGUGCAAGAGAAACUCAACAGAGCGAUUGCUAGGCGAAUGAGUGAGUUCGAAGCACAAGGAUUGUCCAAUGUCAUUUGGGGCCUGGCCUUCGCGGAACAGGAUGCAGCGUGUGCAAUGCGCUUGGCUUUGCUGGAGUUCCACCAAAGAAUUGGUGAAUGCGACCCACAGGCUUUGAGCAAUGUUGCGUGGUCCAUUGCGAAGUCUUUGGCUGCGGGACAUGAGCCGUUGCUCCUGGCACUGUCCUCUGCGAGCAUCGCGCGCGUGAAGAAGUUUGAUCCGCAAGGGCUCGCGAAUCUCAGCUGGUCCUUCGCGACCCUGCAGCAGCACGAUCCUGUGCUUUUUGCUCGUGUCGGUGAAACCUUCCUCUCCAGCAGCUCCACUUGGGAGCCACAGCACAUCGCCAAUUUUCUUUGGUCGUGCGCGAGGUGCCAGGUGGAGUCACCACCUCUACUAGCUGGGCUUUGUGCAGCAUCCAGCUGCUCUUUGGACACCUGGACCUGUCAGGGCUUGGCCAACCUUGCCUGGAGUCUGGCCAAGCUGGAACGCGCAGAAAACAGCUUGUUGGAGAGGAUCAUUACGGUGUUAGCCCGCAAGAUUCGGCGUUGCUCGCCACAGAACACGGUGAACCUGGCCUGGUCCUUUGCCAAGCUUCUGGCCGCCACGUCAGCUGUUUUGGAGCUGCUUGCCAGCCAGACAACGAGGACCUUGGCGGAAUUCAGCCCGCAACAUUGCUCAAAUUUAAGUUGGGCCUUUGCCACUAUGAGCCACAUGCAAGAGCCCUUGAUGAUGAUGAUCAGCCGGCACAUGCUGGAGUGCAAGGAGGAAUGCCACGCCCAAGAUAUUGCAAGCCUUCUUUGGUCAUGUGCCAAGCUUGCCUGGCAAGACCAGGCGCUCCUCAAGCAUUUGUGCGCUUCUUGCAUUGUGAAGGUUGAGAGCUUCAGUGCCCAGCAUAUGGCCAUGUGCACAUGGGCCCUGGGGUGCCUCACACUUCCCCAGCAGGAGCUGAUGCAUAGCUUCGCUCGCCAGCUGCCAAGGUCCCGGGGAGAGAUUGGGACGCAAGGAAUCUCCAACUUGGCGCAUGGCUUGGGGAAGCAGGCUUUGCGUGAUGAAGACUUCUUGGACUUCCUCUCUCAAGAGGCCAGUGGAUCUUUUGCUCUUUUCACGAACCAGGAGUUCGCGAUGACCCUUUGGGCGUUUGCCAAGUUGCACUUCCUGUCCCCUCCCCUGGUGGCCGGGGCGUGUCAAGAAUGUCUCGAGCGUCGGCCGCAUUUGCUUCCACAAGAUUUGGUGGUGCUGUCCUGGGCAUUUGCACGCUUGGAUGUUGGAUGGAUCUUGAGCGCUAUGUCGGCCGAAGUGCAGAAGUCCAUCCCAGAACUAGGCCCUCAAGACCUGGCGAACGUUUCAUGGGCCUUUGCCGCGGCUCAGGCUGGAGCUUGGAGUCUCUUGGAAUUCUUCUCGAUAAGUCUUUGUAACAGGGAGGGGCUCAAGGGCUUGUUCCCUUAUCUCUGCCAGUCGUGUCACCAGGUGGAAGAUGCGCCAAUGAUGAGCUCCAUCGCUCAGGAAGCACGUCGACAGAUCCUGGAACUGGAGGUGCAAGAUGUUUCGAACAUCUCCUGGGCCUUUGCGAAGUUUGGCCUCCGCGAUGCGCACUUCUUUGAGGUUUUGGCGGAGAGGGUGUCUGCUUUGGUGGGAUGCCUUUUGCCCCAGAACUUGUCGAUCCUAUGCUGGUCCUUCGCCAAGCUUGAGCUGCAAAAGCCCAAGCUCAUAACCUGCAUAAUGCAGGAAUGUUGGAAGCAUGUCGAUCAGUUUGAUAGCCAAGGUGUCUCAAACUUGAUUUGGUCUUUAGCAGUUUUGGCCUACGAUAGUCCCAGCCUAUGCCAGCGGCUCUCGCAGCGAGCGAUAUGCCUUGUGCAUGAGAUGACCGCGCAGGAGAUGGCGAACAUCGCAUGGGGACUCCAUGUUCUGCAGCAUGGCAACACGCUCCAGUGCUUCCUGCAACACUCUAUAGGCCCUUUCAGCCGAAUGGCCGUGCGGGAUGGAGCGGCCUGGGUGGAUUUCGUCAACGUUUGCCUGGAGGCACAGGAGGCCAGCGGAACUCAAUGGCCCCGACCUUGCUAUGUGCACCGUUCGUGCUGGACUCCUGACCCACUAGGAUAGAUAGAAGAAGAACAUGGCCGUCCAAUGCCGCUGCAAGUGUGGCGAUGGAGUGGCAUACACAAAACCAAGGGACACUUGCCAAUGGAGUGCCUAUGGGGCUGGAGGAAUUGGGUCUCAUUCAGUGGCACCGGUUUCAACCGCCUCGCAGUUCUGGGAGGACGGGAUGUGCAAGACGAGCGGCACGCAUUGCUCGGACCUCGAGCGUCCUGAGUUUUUGUGCAUUAAAGUGCGCUGGUGGGGCGGACUUCGAGUUCAUUGAACUUCUUCAAGGAGCACAUUUGGGCAUUGCUUUGAGGAGAGCCAUUGACAUAAGGUAAGAAUGUGAUGUGUACCUGACCUCCUGAUUUCUUUGGACGAAGCUGAAUGGCUACACAGUUUGGCCGCAGUGUUAAGCUUUGUGUUGACAACCUGAGCCCACCACAUGCCAAAUCUGGAUUCUUUCCGGUCAGAACAGUCGACGAUGAACAGCGUACUUGGAGCUGGCCAUGUAUUUGGCGUGGAAAGACUUCAAAUUCGACUCCUCCACACCCAUGCGAAGCAAAGGUAAGCUCAGGUUGAGCCUAAAGAAAAGGGGACGGUGUCGGUGAUGUUGCGGUUGAGCAUGUGGCAGCAGGUCAGCAAAACGUGUGGAGGUCACUUCAUCAGACGUGGGAGUGCAGAGAGAUGGAAGUAGAAGAAUUGAUUUUUUGGAGCUGGUGUACCGAAUCGGCGGAAGAAGGGCAGCGCGUGCAAAAAUUGGCUGAGAAGGUGCACGCCGCAGCUUUGCAAGGAUGAUUUGUGGAAUAAAGAGUGUUCAACUGGCGUGCUGAAGCCUUGAAACUGGAAAGUAUUUUUUCUCCGACUUUAUAUAGUCUUCCAAAGUGCAAGGCUAGACAAGACCUUGAGAGGGUUCUCUUCAGCCGAAACUUUGCCUUGC
Durusdinium trenchii is the source of this 3803-nucleotide messenger RNA. The record is from the annotation of a GenBank genome assembly. NCBI's taxonomy places the organism in Eukaryota, Dinophyceae, Suessiales, Symbiodiniaceae.